AUGGAAACAUGGGCCGCCGACUUCGUCUCGCUGCCGACCUCUCACGGCAUCAGCAAGCUCUUGGUCAUCAUCGACUACUUUUCGCGCUUCACUUGGGCGUUUCUGGUGCGCGCCACGACUGGAAAGGAGGUUGUCAAAGCGCUCGCGUCGCUACGCAAGGCGCUCGGACACCUGCCGCACACGCUCGUGACCGACGGAGGUUCCCAUUUCGACUGUCAAGAGGUCGCGAUCUACCUUGAGAGCGUCGGCACCCUGCACCACAUCACGCCGGCAUACGCCCCAUGGGUCAACGGCAUGGUUGAGCGCGCCAACCGCUCCCUCCUCGACAAGUUGAAGAAGCUGUCCGCCCCCGCCGAGAUUCCAACGAGCAAGACCGCACCCGCGCAGUGGCUCUCAAAUCUCGACGAAGCUCUCCGCGCCAUCAACCGGCACCCUAUGAAAGAGCUCGCCGAUCUCUCACCGCUCCAGCUGCACUACGGCCUCACGCGCUAUCCGCGCGAGGAUCUUGUUGCCGCGACCAUCGAGCCUACCAUCGACCAGCGACAGCUGGCACGCGCAUUCGUCGACGCCGACCGCGAGCGAGCACAGCUCCGCCAUCUCGGCAGUCAAGAUCGGCAGCUGCGCACAUCUGCACCUUGA
Messenger RNA from Pseudozyma flocculosa PF-1, 639 nucleotides. RefSeq lists its product as uncharacterized. NCBI's taxonomy places the organism in Eukaryota, Fungi, Basidiomycota, Ustilaginomycetes, Ustilaginales, Ustilaginaceae. Gene Ontology annotation, biological process: DNA integration. The record is from RefSeq and is a predicted model, not a curated record. The transcript has a single exon. Gene Ontology annotation, molecular function: nucleic acid binding. Bases 1 to 639 code for a protein of 212 amino acids.